Molecule: messenger RNA, 1240 nt
Organism: Elaeis guineensis (African oil palm)
Lineage: Eukaryota; Viridiplantae; Streptophyta; Magnoliopsida; Arecales; Arecaceae
Product: cytochrome P450 71A9
Molecular function (GO): iron ion binding; monooxygenase activity; oxidoreductase activity, acting on paired donors, with incorporation or reduction of molecular oxygen
Source: RefSeq, a predicted model, not a curated record
CAAGACUAGCUUGGAAUUUUCUGAUGACGAUCAGAUAUGAAGUCUGUGGCGCAUAUUUAAUAACUCCUGAAAUACUAAGAAUCCCUAAUAGAUUGUCCUCUCUAGGACCAGGGCUGCUACAAAUAAGAUCAACCUCCAUCUCUUUGCCUCUCUGCCUCCUAGUAAUAAUGGCUAUCUGGAUCAUAUUCGCAUGGCUUCUUUUUGUCACACUUAUCUCCCUUCUUUCUUUCAGAUACAAAAAAAUGGAACAACGAAACGCUGUGUACAGGCUCCCUCCUGGCCCGAAGAAGCUUCCCUUAAUUGGGAACUUGCAUCAACUUGGUAGGCUGCCUCAUCACUCCUUGUGGCAACUCUCUCAAAAAUAUGGCCCUCUCAUGUAUUUGGAACUAGGCAGCAUGCCAACAGUAGUAAUCUCAUCUGCUGAGAUGGCCAGAGAAGUAAUGAAAACUCAUGAUCUCGACUUCUGCUCGAGGCCUCGCCUUGUUGCUGCCGAUAAAUUGUCUUACAACUAUUCGACUAUAAGCUUCUCACCCUACGGCGAAUAUUGGAGAGAGAUGAGAAAGAUAUGCAUCCUCGAACUUUUCAGCGCCAAGAGGGUGCAAUCAUUUCAAUUUAUAAGGGAAGAAGAGAUUUCACUAAUGAUCAAUAGCAUCUCCCACUCUUCAGCAACUCCUAUAAAUCUUAGCAAGCUGAUGAUGACACUGGCAAAUAACAUAAUAUGCAGAGCUGCGAUGGGUAAGAAGUAUCAAGAAGGUGAUUAUGAGAGGGGCAUAUUUCACAAGCUUCUUCACGAAACGCAGGCAUUGGUAGGCAGUUUUUGUAUUGCAGACUUCUUCCCAUCAAUAGGCUGGAUGGACAAGCUAACUGGACUAGCAGGCAGGCUUGAGAAGAACUUCAGGAUGCUUGAUGCGUUCUAUGAGCAGGUCAUCAGGGAGCACCUUGACCACCGGAGGAUGAGACCCGAACAUGAAAACAUAGUUGAUGUAUUGCUUAGAUUACAAAAGGAUGGACAUGUAACAAAAGAUCACAUAAAGGCAGUGCUAACGGAUAUCUUGUUUGGCGGAACGGAUACAGCUUCUGCAACCUUAGAAUGGGCUAUGGCGGAGCUUGGAAGACACCCAAGACAGAUGAAGAAAGCACAAGAAGAAAUAAGAGCCUCUUUAGGAACUGAAGGAAAGGUGGAAGAAGGAGAUCUUCACCAGCUUCAAUACCUCAAGUCUGUGGUGAAAGAGACAUGGAG